This is a messenger RNA of Amblyraja radiata (thorny skate), 1488 nucleotides long. Its product is annotated as alpha-1-macroglobulin-like. The record is from RefSeq and is a predicted model, not a curated record. NCBI's taxonomy places the organism in Eukaryota, Metazoa, Chordata, Chondrichthyes, Rajiformes, Rajidae. Gene Ontology annotation, cellular component: extracellular region. The transcript is spliced from 14 exons. The coding region runs from base 1 to 1368 and encodes 455 amino acids.
AUGUUGCUGGCCUUACUGAGGCAGUGUGAGCCUUCGUGCUGCGCUCCUCCUCCUCCACGCGCGCCCUACAUCUUCAUUGACAAGGCGGUGCUGCGUGAGGCUGCCACCUUCCUCACCGCCAACCGCCUGCCCACUGGCUGCUUCGCCAGCAUAGGGCAGCUCUUCAACAGCGCCCUCAAGGGGGGAGUGGAUGACACCGUCUCCCUCUCUGCCUACGUGACCACUUCCUUACUGGAGCUGCAGCGACUGAGGCCCACGAUGGCCUCCCAGGUUUAUGAAGAGUCUCAGAACAGGCGUCGCCGCAGAGAUUUGAUCAGUGAUCUAGAUCUCGAGUCUGCUCUCGUGCAGCCCCUGCCCUCCGACUUCAAGACGGACGUGUUAGGCGGGUCACUGGACUGUCUGCGUCAGGCCCUGGGGACGGUGAACAACACCUACACCCUCGCCCUCCUCGCCUACGCCUUUACCCUCGCUGGAGACGAGACCUCGAGGGACAGCACCCUCCUCCGGCUGGACGCCCUCGCCAUCAAUGAGGAUGGCCAGACCCACUGGGGGCAACGUGAAGGUGGGGAGGAGGGGUUGGGGCACUGGUGGAGGGCCCCCUCGGCUGAGGUGGAGACGACAGCCUACGUGCUGCUGGCCCUGCUCUCCCCCCCCAACAUCAGCCCCACCCAGCUGCAGCGCUCCUCCCCCAUCAUCCGCUGGCUGGUCCGCCAGAGGAACUCGUACGGAGGCUUCGCCUCCACACAGGACACAGUGGUGGCCCUCCAAGCCCUCUCCCUCUAUGCGGCCCUCACCUACUCCCCCGAGCCCCUCUCCUCCGUCUCGCUCACUGGCCCCGGUGGCUUCCAGCGGCUCCUCCACAUCGACGCCCACAACCGGCUGGUGGUGCAGAGAGCGGCACUGCCGGCCCCCGGCACCUACAUCGGCAACAUCACCGGCACCAGCUGUGUGCUGCUCCAGACGUCUCUCCGUUACCACACACUGCCGUCUGCCGGUGCUGCCGCCUUCCAGCUCUCCCUCCACCUGGAGCCGUACGGGAAGACGGAGGCAAAGCUGCACAUCAACGUCACCUACACGGGAUCCCGCAACGUCUCCAACAUGGUGAUCGUCAACGUGAAGAUGCUCUCCGGGUAUUCCCCCCAGACCACGAUGCCUGUGGGUGUGAGUCGCAUAGAGUCAAAGGACGGACAUUUCCUGAUGUACAUUGAAAAGAUGGACGCCGGCCAGACCCUCCCCCUGUCCGUCCGCAUCUUCCAGGAAUUCCCUGUGGAAAACCUGCAGGAGGCCCAAGUCUCCGUCUACGACUACUACGUGACCGACGAGGCCGCCAUUGCUGGAUACAAGUGGCCCACUUCAAGCAAGGAGUAGCAAAUCAUGGAGGAGGCCGCGGGUCGAGUGGGAUGAACACAGAGGCUCCCAGCGCCGGACAGAAGCCGAAAACAAUCUCCAACCAAGAAUCAGCCUCAAUAAAUGACUAAAUCAAUCCUC